Linum tenue is the source of this 2572-nucleotide messenger RNA. Lineage: Eukaryota; Viridiplantae; Streptophyta; Magnoliopsida; Malpighiales; Linaceae. The record is from the annotation of a GenBank genome assembly.
AAACACACAAGGGCCUCCAGGAGGGAAUUUCCCGCCGUUCCGCCUCCGUCAUCCCUCCCUUCACCUUUCCUGUGAGUCGGACGGAAAUCGACGAGUCUUUCUUUCUCCGUCUCUUUCAAUUCUUCCAACUCAAACCCCUAAUUAAUCGACUUCAUCUCUUCACCACCGUCGACCAGCACCGCCGGAAAAGACGAGCACCCACGGCACGGUCCCCACCAACAGGCCGACUGCUCCUGUCCUCCUCUCCACUGAGUCCUGAAGGGACCUACAGUGGGGAUUGAGCUCGGCAAUCUCUUCGUUACUUCUGCUUCUUGUCUGGUCUGGUAUCUCUAGGACACUGCACCUCUGCCUCUUGCGCUGAGCUCUGAUUUCCGGGAAUCACUAAUCGGUUGCUUGCAAUGAGUGAACUUCCACAGUACCCUCCAAUCGACCCAACCACAUUUGACCUCAUCGUCAUUGGCACGGGUUUGCCUGAGUCAGUGAUUGCAGCUGCAGCUUCCACUUCCGGGAAAACAGUCCUUCAUCUUGAUCCAAACCCUUUCUAUGGCUCUCAUUUUGCAUCUCUCUCCAUUCCAGAAUUCAAUUCUUUCUUGAAUUCGAAUUCUGCUCCUCCUGCCUCACAGUCGUGUCCGGAGACUGCUUGUCCAUCUGAUGACCCCAAUUUGUCCAUUAUCAAUCUCAAUUGCCGAUCUCUUUACUCGGACCUUGAAAUCUCCUCUUUCUCUCCCACGCUAUUGGAAGAAUGCUCUAGAAAGUUCCUUCUGGACUUAGCUGGUCCCAGGGUCUUGUUUUGUGCUGACAAGGCCAUUGAUCUUAUGCUGAAGUCUGAGGCAAGCCAGUAUGUGGAAUUUAAAAGCAUUGAUGCAAGCUUCAUCGGUGAUGGGGAUGGGGCAUUGUUGGCGGUCCCUGAUUCUCGGGCUGCAAUUUUCAAGGAUAAGAGUUUGAGCUUGAUUCAGAAGAAUCAGUUGAUGAGGUUCCUUAAACUGGUAGAAGGGCACUUAAGAGCUACAGCAGCAUCGGUUGGUACAGAUGUCAACCAAAGUGAAAAAGGUGAAGAACGGGAGACUGCAAGCAGGAUUUCAGUGGAAGAUUUGGAGAGUCCUUUUGUUGACUUCUUGACAAAAAUGAAGCUGCCCGCAAAGAUUAAAUCAAUCGUUCUAUAUGCUAUAGCUAUGGCAGACCGCGAUCAGGAGAACAAGGAGAUUUCUAAACAAGUACUUAAAACAAAAGAUGGAGUUGAUCGUUUAGCUCUCUAUCAGUCGUCAAUUGGCAGGUUUGCAAAUGCAUCUGGGCCUUUUAUUUAUCCUAUAUACGGUCAAGGGGAACUACCACAAGCAUUUUGUCGUCGAGCAGCCGUGAAGGGUUGUAUCUAUGUAAGUUCUGUUGAGAUUAACCCUAAUCUUGAAUUUCAGAGUAGUGGCAAUUACAAGGGUGUAAAGCUAGCCUCUGGUCAGGAGCUGUUUAGCAAUAAGCUUCUUCUGGAUCCAGCAUUUACUAAAUCAUCACCAACUUCAUCCCCAGAUGAUUCUCUCUGUGCAAGAUUUGACUUUCUAACCGCCCAAAAUGUCAAAAGCAAAGUGGUUAAAGGAAUUUGCAUUACAAAAAGUUCUUUGAAGCCGGAUGUACCAAAUCUUUUGGUUUUAUAUCCCCCUCAAUCAUUGUACCCGGAGCAGUCAACAACAGUUCGAGUUCUUCAGAUUGGUGGCAAUUCAGCUAUAUGUCCCAUGGGAAUGUUUGUGAUCUACCUUUCGGCUUCGUGCGAGGAUGUUGCUGAAGGGAAGAAGUUGCUAAAUAGAGCCAUGAGUGCCUUGUUAUCUUUCCCUGACUGUUCUGAGUCUAGUUCCAUAGCUUCUGAUGAAAAUGUAAGCCAUCCAGUUGGUGCCGAGGAAGGCAAACCGACAUUGCUUUGGAGUGCAUUGUACGCCCAGGAGCUGCAAACUACAGGACAAUCUGAUUGCAUCGCUUCCAGUCCCACCCCCGAUGGAGAUCUGGACUACAAUUCAGUUUUCCAUGCUACCUUAGAGCUGUUUCAAACAAUGUACCCAGACACCGAUCUGUUUCCAGCUACGAACCCAUCUGACGAGCAUAGUGGAGAAAAUGCAGAGAGUUAAGCUUCAGGGCAACCAGAUCGGUUUUCUUUGGUCUUCACUCUUCAUGAAUGUGUCUGAAUGAUGAUCAUUCAUCUGUGUUGUAGAAUUGUUGUAACUUGAGCUUGCCACCCUGAAGGCACUGGGGCUCUAAUGUUGUUGUAGUAUGGCUAAACAGAAGGCAGUUCAGAAACUGAAAGUAAUUAAUGUGAACUGUUGAAAGGGAUCUCUGAGAGGAAGGUCAGGUUGAUGGCUCGAGGAAACUCUCAAUGGAGAUGAAGGGAAGGAUGAGGAGAAGUGGGGAUUCCAAACCUUUGCUUUUACAUUCUUCUUCAAUUUUUUGACUGGAGUCUGGAGAUCUUUAUACAUGAAUGCAUCCAUAUGCACGUAAAUGCGCGGAUGGAAAACAAAGAGAAUUGCAUGCAUAUUCAUGUUCAUGAACCAACUUGCGUCGUUCUCCCUCCGCGUUAUUAACGCAGAGCCGU